UCACAUCACCAACCAUCAACUUUGUUCAAACAAGCGACUUAUCCUGAAUUAAAACCGAAAGGCAAAGUAGAACAUCACUGGAUACGUGUUUCGGUCCCGUAAAUACGCGUACGAUUUGCUGAGCCAAGAGAACAAGUAUGAGCAUCUUGACACAUACCAUGCCUCGUUCUUUAGAGCCAUUGUCAGAUGUGGACAUGAAUAUGGUCAAAAUGGAUUCAUCGCAAAAGAAAGGUCAGAGUAGUGAAUCAAAUGGGAUUGGACAUAGCGCAAAAUCUCGAGAAGGAUCAUCGUCAUCCUCUUCACAGAAUGGAUUGAAAGCAUCUUCAUCAAAGAGCCUGAAGAGAAAGAGUGACACAAUCUCAAGUGAUCAGAACGACAAUGCCCCAAAAGCUGAAGGCAGUGAGAAGGCCAAGAAACCAAAGAAGCGUGUCAGUCUGGUCAACGAAAGCGGGAAGGAAGGAGAAGCACCUCCCACAACGAAAAAGGAUGACAAACGCCUAGAAAAGGAAGAAAAACGAAAAGAGAAAGAAGCCAAGGAGGAAGAAAAGCGAAAGGAAAAGGAAGCAAAGGAGGAGGAAAAACGCAAAGAACGACAGGCAAAGGAAGCUGAAAAGGCAAAAAAGGACGCUGAAAAAGCGGCAAAAGAGGCAGAAAAGGAGGCAAGAGAAGAAGAAAAACGCAAAGAACGACAGGUGAAAGAAGCCGAAAAGGCAAAGAGGUAUGCUGAAAAAGCCGCAAGAGAUGCCGAGAAAGAGGCAAAAGAAGAGGAAAAGCGUAAAGAACGACAAGCUCGCGAUGCUGAAAAGGCAAAGAAGGAAGCGGAAAAGAUCGCCAAAGAAGCAGAGAAAGAGGCAAAGCGACAAAAGGAAAUCAUGCAAACCAAAAUGUCAGCAAGUUUCAUGUCUGCAUUUGUGCAAAAGCCUGCCGGUCCUUCAAUAUCACCGAAGAAGCAAAUUCCCGAUGAUGUGUCUGAUUUCGACCGUACUUUCUUGCCGUGCACAUUCAAGAACUUGGCGCCCAUCAAUAGAUUCUCACGCGCAGUUGCGAGUGACUUUGACGGCUGCAUCGGCAAGAGUGAUCUCGCCCAGGAUAAACUCUUGAAAAGCUUCCUAGAGGAUGGCAACAAGAGCAAACCUGCUAGAGCACAAGGACGAAAAUCUCGAAAGGGUAUUCGUGCUCCUGUAAGCGUCCGUGAGUCAAUGCGUUUGAUCACAGAAGCUGGCGUUCUUGGUGAUGAUCGCUUGUUGGAAGAGAAUGGCAAACGUGGACUGGCAAACUUGGCAGAUCGUAAGAAGCUUCCCAUCAAGCUGUUGCAUUUUGCAUCCGAUCGAAGACCUGCAUGGUACGGAACCUGGACACGAUCUUCCAACUUCGUCAGCUCAAGAAAGCCGUUAGCACAGGAUCCAGUUGCUCUGGAUUACUCGUAUGAUUCAGAUGCAGAAUGGGAAGACUUUGAUCCAAUGGAGGGAGAUGACCUCAACGACAAUGAUGACAAAGAAGAUGACCAUGAAAGUCGCUCUGAUUCUGAUUCAGAGAUGGAUGACUUCUUGGUGGAUGAUCUGGAGGAGGAGGAAGAUGAAGAAGGCGAUGGUGAUCUUGAGAUGAACAUGUUUGGUAAUCGCAAAUCUGUCAGCCCAGUCAAAUCUCUCAGAGGACGUAAUCGUUCUUCCCUCAGCCCCAGCAAGCCAUUUGUCAACAAAUUGGACGCAAAGAAGAAGCCCAAGAAGUUCAAGCCAAUCGGACGUCGAUUCGAGGCAAAAUUGGUCAAAUUUGAGACAGGACCACAUUGGGAGACAGAAUUGGGCGUUGCAUCAUACGAAGGUUUCAAUGCAUAUCAGAUGGAGAUGCUGAAUGAUACGUACAUCGGUUUGAAUCCGUUUACGUUUACAUCUACGGAUUUGUCAGGUACGGAUACCACAAUCCCUACUUCCACGAUCAAAAAAGAGCAUUGCGAACAAAUUGUUAAUGCUAACGUUCUUGCUUCCGCUUCAACCUCGCCUUCAAAUCCCAACAAACCAUCAGCACAAGCAGCGGUACUGACAAAAGCAAAAGCGUUCCCGGAAGAACAUUUGAAAGAUCUCCUGGGUUCCAUAGAGGGAAGCUCUUCCAUUCGCCCUGUCCUGAUAGAAGGACUGCAUUCUAAAUAUGCAACAGAAGGCAAAGCUGCCGUUCCAAAGACGACAUUGGAAGCAUGCCUGACAACGUAUGCCGAAAAGCAAUCCAAAAAGGCUGGCGGCAAAUGGGUGAUCAAAGCAGAAUUUCGCGAAAUGGCAGGUCUACAGGCUUAGACUGCGAUCAUUUGAGCAUCCAUCGCUCUUACUCAUUUAUACCUUAUCUCAAGAGCACACCUGUUAGAUGGCUUCGAACACCUGUUAGAGACGUAAUCCAGGCAUGACCUUUUCUCACCUUCUGAUGAAUGGUAACCUUCAAUCGUGUACAUUUUAUUACAAUAGCAUUGAUACAGACU
Messenger RNA from Meira miltonrushii, 2467 nucleotides. RefSeq lists its product as uncharacterized. Gene Ontology annotation, biological process: nucleosome assembly. The record is from RefSeq and is a predicted model, not a curated record. The coding region runs from base 138 to 2288 and encodes 716 amino acids. The transcript has 2 exons. Gene Ontology annotation, cellular component: CAF-1 complex; nucleus. NCBI's taxonomy places the organism in Eukaryota, Fungi, Basidiomycota, Exobasidiomycetes, Exobasidiales, Brachybasidiaceae.